Molecule: messenger RNA, 1074 nt
Organism: Amphimedon queenslandica
Lineage: Eukaryota; Metazoa; Porifera; Demospongiae; Haplosclerida; Niphatidae
Product: dehydrogenase/reductase SDR family member 7-like
Exons: 7
Coding region: 29-991 (320 amino acids)
Molecular function (GO): oxidoreductase activity
Source: RefSeq, a predicted model, not a curated record
CAUUCAGAGGUGUGGCUGAAGUUGCAGUAUGCUUCCUUUGGUUUUGCUCUUUCUAAUUUUUUCUUUUCUCUUUGCAAUUUUUCUCCUCUCAGACUGUGACCUUGUCUUGCUGUAUCAUUCCUAUUUUAAGGGCAGAGGGACACUGACUAGUAAAUUUGGUGGUAAAGUUGUGUGGAUCACUGGUGCUUCAUCAGGGAUAGGGGAGAGCCUAGCAUACCUCCUCUCCUCCAGUGGAGCUAAACUGAUCCUCUCAGCAAGAAGAAAGAAUGAACUGGAAAGAGUUUUAGAGAAAUGUCAAGCUCUCUCUCCCCUUGACAAUAAAAACUCUCACUCUAUACUCUGUCUUGACUUAUUGCAGUACGAUGAACAUGAGAAUCAUGCUAAGAGAGUCAUUGAACAAUACGGGAAGGUCGACUUUCUAGUUAAUAAUGCUGGUCUCUCACAGCGUAGCGUUGCUGUAGAAACAAAGCUUGAAGUCCCUAAAUAUUUGCUAGACUUGAACUUCUUUGGCACAAUCAGUUUAACUAAUGCAGUCCUACCUUACAUGAUGAGAGAGAGAAGUGGCUGCAUUGCAAUAGUCAGUAGCAUUGCUGGAAAAAUUGGAGUGCCAUGUUCUACUGGUUAUAGUGCUAGCAAGCAUGCUUUGCAGGGAUAUUUUGAUGGAUUGAGGAUUGAAAUGCAAAGCUCAGGCAUCAGUGUAGUCAGUGUGUGUCCUGGUGCAACAGGAACCACUGACUCUAGGACUGUCCUUGGAACUGCAUUAGAUAAAAGCACUAGUCCUCUUCCUUUCCAAUCCAGAAUGUCAGUUGAAAGAUGCUCUUAUCUUAUUGGGGUUGCUAUGGCUAAUGAGUUGGAGGAAGCAUGGAUUUCCCAGCAUCCGCAGUUAUUGUACACGUACAUCAAUCAAUAUGCACCAUGGACAGCUAAGAAAUUAGGCAAAACUGUAGGCCAGAAAACGUUUGAAGCUAACAAAAAGACAAAUUCUACAUGAUGAUUAUGAUUUACAGGCACUAUAGCCCAAUUAUAGAAUGUUCUUCCUUUUAUUAAUUUUUAUGUGUGUAUCUUAGAUGUAAA